Achroia grisella is the source of this 2485-nucleotide messenger RNA. RefSeq names its product homeobox protein Hox-B4 (gene Dfd). Gene Ontology annotation, molecular function: RNA polymerase II cis-regulatory region sequence-specific DNA binding; DNA-binding transcription factor activity, RNA polymerase II-specific. The transcript is spliced from 2 exons. NCBI's taxonomy places the organism in Eukaryota, Metazoa, Arthropoda, Insecta, Lepidoptera, Pyralidae. Gene Ontology annotation, cellular component: nucleus. The record is from RefSeq and is a predicted model, not a curated record. The coding region runs from base 828 to 2018 and encodes 396 amino acids. Gene Ontology annotation, biological process: anterior/posterior pattern specification; regulation of transcription by RNA polymerase II.
CAGUCAGUGUAUAUUGUCUCAAAAUGUCGUCGCAGGAUACCGCGUCUUCGACUCCAUUGUUUAUAAUUAAAAAAUGAUGCAUCAAAAUGACUUUGCAAAUACUCGGUUUUAGUAAAAGAUCGUAAAUUUUCGGAGUGAAUGACACAACGGAACUUUUAUGUUUUGUGACAGUGAAACAGUUUAAAGUGGACUUGUAUAGAUAAAAAUAAUAUACCUUAGUGUAAUUUUGUGACUAUUUUUGAUAACAAAAAGAAUAAUUAAUACGAAGAAUUCAGAAAUAAAAGCAUAAAUAACUUUAGUGUGAUAUUUGAGCAUAAAGUGAUACAAAAAUUGUGUGUAUUCAUUACAGAAUAGAUUCUUAGGUAUUUAGACUUAUUUAUCAAAUUAACAUCUUAUUUUAAACACUUAAAUAGAUUGGUUCCAAGAGACAUUGUGUGAGCAGUGUAUUUUUUUAUAAUUACUGAGUUUUACUUAUUGAUCUAUAUUAUUUAGGAUAAAGUUAUCUACAUACAGAAGGGUUUGAAGACCAACCACUGUUGCUCCCAGAUUAACAAGUAAUUCCUUCAAUACACAGACAUAUUAUCUAUUAUGCUUAACUUGUCUUCCCUGUAUGCAAAACUACAAGAUAUUUCUACAAUUAACUACCACUGCUAAACUAUAACUGUUUGUCAAUAUUAUUAUGAUUGGUUACCGGAAUAUAAAAAGAAAGUAAAACAUUAUUUACAAGAAAGGGUAUAAAAUUAGUAUGUGCCUGUGACGUUUGAAUGGCGGCCAUAUUAACAGGCGUGUUGAACGAGAGGUGAUGCGCCGACUCGACCACGCCCACCAUGAGCUCCUUCCUCAUGAACGGUGGAUACCAACCGCAACCGGACCCCAAGUUCCCGCCUUCCGAGGAGUACAGCCAGGCAGACUACAUACCACCAGGGGAGUAUUACCAGCACCAGCAUCUUCAGUAUGGAUAUCAGCAUCAGUACGCACCUGUGCAGAUCGGAACAGGGUACGGUUAUGGGGGAUACUAUCACCCAUUGCCUCAGCACCCACCUGUGGCUCCUCCGCCCAGGCCUCCUGAGCCUUCUCAUCCAUCUGAUGCAGAUCAUGGAUACGUGCCACCACAUAGCGGAGAAGUGGCUCCAGGCCUCGCUGAGCUUGGGUUGAGAUUAGAGAGACAUAUCGAAGAAGCAGCGCCAGCUGGAAGGAAACUUCAUGCGCUCGGCCGCGAGGGGUCACCAGUUUCGGAAAUGGAUGACGAGAGGCUCUUGUUAGAUAGUCCGCCGGUGGAAGAUGACGAUUCUUCCAUAUGCUCCGACAACACCGAUAGGGUCAUUUAUCCUUGGAUGAAGAAAAUACACGUUGCUGGAGCAUCAAAUGGUUCCUUCCAACCCGGAAUGGAACCUAAACGGCAGCGAACAGCAUACACACGGCACCAAAUAUUAGAAUUGGAGAAAGAAUUCCAUUACAACAGAUAUCUAACAAGAAGAAGACGAAUAGAGAUAGCCCAUACUCUAGUCCUGUCGGAAAGACAAAUAAAAAUCUGGUUUCAAAACAGACGGAUGAAGUGGAAGAAGGACAACAAACUGCCCAACACCAAAAACGUUAGAAGAAAAACCAACCCAGCUGGAGUUACGACAACGGCGAAAGGGGGCUCCACACCAAAGAGUAGAUCAAAUAAGAAUACAAACAACAAUGAUAAGAAGAAAUCCAAUAACAAUGGACGACCAGACAGUAUAGAGAAUGUAACUGAUAACAUUAUGAAUGACUUACAUUGUGUUGGUUCGCAACAAAACUUGUCGCAUGAUCCUGCCAUCAGUCCAAUGUCGCAUCCGGGGAAUCAGAUGAACGCCGGUCAUCCAAUCACACCUCAUCAUCUUCAUAUGAUGAGCAUGCACGGAAUGGACCCGGCUAUGGUUGCUAAUCUCUCCACUCACGGCUCGCCUGUUGGUGCCAAUGGUUGUGGAACAGGACUCAAUCCUGGCAACCAGCCAGUGAUAAAAUCAGAUUACGGUCUCACCGCCUUAUAAUCUUUAAAGUGUAAAGAAGCUAUAUUUUGAUUAACGAACUAUGUAACAUUUACCAUUCCUUUGUGUUGAUAAGAUGUAAUAAAGUGAUGAUUAUUAAAUAAUAAGUUUACUAUUAUAAAUCGUGUAAGUAUUCCUAGGAUACACAGUCAUAAUUGGAUGUUUGCGUAAUUAAGUGGAAAACUUUACAAUGUCAAAAGUGUGAUUAUUAUUAUUUUAGGAUAGAUAUAAACAUCUGAGUGUUGAAUUUGUACAUUUCAUUGUAAGUCAUUGUCCUCAACUAUAAAUAUAUUUAUUUAAUAAACGUAACGAUUUGUAUUUAUGUAAUUUUAAACCUAAACGCAGUAUUUUUGAUUGUAAGAUUAUUAUGUACUAGUAAAUAUAUCAGUUCUUAAAAAUCAACAAUACUUUUUGUCUAGUUACCAUUGUAUUAAAUAUUAAAUAUAUACUAUUCUGUUUAAUUUGCUUAG